Messenger RNA from Acanthaster planci (crown-of-thorns starfish), 2579 nucleotides. It is a transcript of the gene ankrd16, whose product is annotated as ankyrin repeat domain 16. The record is from RefSeq and is a predicted model, not a curated record. NCBI's taxonomy places the organism in Eukaryota, Metazoa, Echinodermata, Asteroidea, Valvatida, Acanthasteridae. Gene Ontology annotation, molecular function: protein binding.
AAAACUACACAUGGUGGCGUUUUCAACAUGGCGACUUACAUGAACACUUAUACAUAUGUGUAGGUCUAGGUCGGUGUCAAUUGUAACUGCCGUUGUGAGUAUUUACAGUCCGUUUAUGUGUAUUGCCGCUUGCGACGUAUUUUUCAAUAGUUUCAACGGAACAUAUUUUGCCUAGUCAAAGGUACCCUGAUAUGUAUGUGAUUGAUGCCUAUCGCUUCAUUAAAAAGGAUGCAAAAGCAGGGAGAAACUUUCGUUAGUUGUGCGCAGAAAGGUGACGUGCAUUCUAUGCAGAUAUUGAGUGCUGGCAAAUUUCAGGCAGACGAGAUAAUUGAGUAUAGUCGACCUCGGUCAGGUGACAGAGCAGUCCACUUGGCCGCCAGACAUGACCACGUUCGAGUGUUGGAGUUUCUGAAAGUUGAGGGUACCGAUUUUGAAACUGCAAACUUGGAUGGAAAAAGAGCCUUACACGAAGCGGCCGUGUCUGGGAAUGGCAGUUGUGUGGCAUUCUUGCUAUCAACCGGUGUUCAGGUGGACCCUUUGAAAAGAGCUGACUGGACCCCUUUGCAUCUGGCUUGUACCAAAGCAGACAAGGAUAUCAUCAAACAACUCAUUGAACAUGGGGCUAACCCAAGACUAAGGAAUAAAGAUGGUUGGAAUGCUCUCCAUAUUGCUGCCAGGGAGGGACACGUGGAUAUUUUGACCUAUCUUCUGGACUGCAUUCCUGACCUGUGGGACACGGUCAGCAAAAAUGGUCGGACACCUCUACACACAGCAGCCCUGCAUGGGAAGCAUAGGGCAGUGAGUUUACUUCUGACAAGAGGCAGUUAUCCAGUUGAUCAAGCAGACAGCUGUGGAUCCACUCCUUUGAUGGAUGCACUGAGAGAUGGCUUUGUUGAUAUAGCUCAGCUUCUUGUAGAUCAACAAAAGGCAGAAGUGCAUAAAUGUGACAUACUGGGCCGAAUGGCAGUACACCUUGCUGCACAGGCCGGCUGCCAAUCGUCUGUCACUUUCCUUGUCAGUCAGCAACAGGUGGGUGUGGAUACGCCUACCACAAAGGGUGGAAGCACGCCAUUGCACCUGGCAGCCAAGGAAUGCCAUUUCACAAUGCUAGAGACUUUACACUCUCUUGGAGCCAACAUCAAUGCUGUAGACGACAAAGGAAGAACGGCAUUGCACAUUGCUGCUGCUAUUCAAAACCGAGCAUGUGUGGAGACUCUGUUGAGAUUGGGUGCGUUGGAUUGCCCAGACAAGAGUGGACGCACACCAAGCCAACUUGUUCAAAAGCAAGACAUUCUGAAACUCUUUGAUAUGUAGACAAUGUGUUAGGACUGGACUAAUUGAAUCACACGAACAAGGGGAUGCACACCAAGCCAAUUGGUCAAAAGCAGGACAUUCUGAAAUUCCUUGAGGACACAUGAAUUAUGUGUGGGGACUCUGCUGAGAUUGGGUGCGUUGGAUUGCCCGGACAAGAGUGGACGCACACCAAGCAACAAUGUGUGAGGACUCUUGUUGAGAUUGGACUAAUUGAAGCACCUGGACAACGGGAUGCACGCCAAGCCAAUUGGUCAAAAGCAGGACAUUCUGAAGUUCUCUGAGGACAUAAAUGUGUGAGGACUGUGAUGAGAUUAGACAAAUUGAAUCACCUGAACAAGGGGAUGCACACCUAGCCACUUGGUCAAAAGCAGGACACUCUGAAAUUCUCCGAGGACAUAAAUGUGUGAGGACUGUGUUGAGAUUGGACUAAUUAAAUCACCUGGACAAAGGGGAUGCACACCUAGCCAAUUGGUCAAAAGCAGGACAUUCUGAAAUUCUCUUAGGACCUAAAUGUGUGAGGACUGUGUUGAGAUUGGACUAACUGAACCAUUUGGACAAGAAUGAAUGCACAUCGACCCAACUUGUCAAAAAGCAGACGUUCUGAAACUCCUCGAGGACACUUGAGCAGUUAUCAAAUAAAACUUUCAUUUACAUUACUUCUUCCUUUCCAGUCAGUUUACCAAUUGUUUAGAGAUCCUACUAUUGGAAAUUUUGCAGUGGACGCUUACGUUUUGCAUAUUUUCACAUGACAACAUCUGAAUGUUCAGAAUAUCUCGUUGUUGUUCUUUCCUAUAUGUAAUUCUUGCCUCUGCAGCCAUGCAUUAAUAUGUGUGAUGAUGAACGGCUGUGAAAGAAGUGACCUACAGUACACUGUUAACUAUCACCGGCUCCUUGUUUCACAUUCAAAACUCAUCAUAAACAUACUCAUUUAGAACUCAAAACCUCUUACACUCAAAACAGUUCAGAGCACUUUGAAAUAUCAACUCAUGGCAUUAUACAAAUAUUAUGUAUGGCUGUAUUUGUGUGGCGGACGGCAAUUCUUUUCCUGUUGUUUUGGUCAUUAUGUCAGUGGGGACCCAAUUCCUUGACUGGACAGUCGGGUGGACUCUGAAGAAAGCAAGGAACGAUUUCCCUAAAUCCAAAUGUGGAAUACUAACAAAUUAUUACACAAACAUGGAUUCUGUUAAUGGUUGAUUGAUCAAUAAUUGCUUUUAAUUUCUAAUGCAGUAUCAGUAUCGAGUUAUUUUGCAGGGCACUAUCCAACA